Aureobasidium vineae is the source of this 1044-nucleotide messenger RNA. The record is from the annotation of a GenBank genome assembly. NCBI's taxonomy places the organism in Eukaryota, Fungi, Ascomycota, Dothideomycetes, Dothideales, Saccotheciaceae.
AUGGACCGAAGCCUCGACGAGAUUCUCGAGGAGCGCCAGAGCACCCGUGGUGGACGCCGCGGAGGACGUGGCCGUCCUGACCGCGAUGGUGGCCGUGGACCCCGCCGAGACUACGCUGAACGCGAGCGCGACUUUCCCAGAGACGGCUCAUUCCCCAGAGAGGACGCCAGAAACAUCAACAAUGACUGGGUCCACGAUAAGUACGAAGACGAUGACUCCCGCCGCCCUGCCAGAGGCUCACGCAACGAUCGCUACGACAGAGAACCUGCAAGAGAUGCCUCCGGUUCUACCACCAUCCGCGUCGAGAACAUCCAUUACGAUAUCCAGGAGCCAGACUUGAAAGAGCUGUUCGAGGGUAUCGGACCUGUCGAGUCUCUACGCCUGCUUUACGACCGCCACGACCGCUCCCAAGGUGUCGCCUACGUCGUCUACCCCAGCUCAAAUCUUGCCAGUCGCGCCUUGCGCCAAUUCAACGGCCAAAAUGCCAUGGGCCAACCCAUCUACCUGACCAUCCAAGAAGCCGCCCGCCCAUCGCGCAACCCCUUUGACAACGUCGAAAAGCCUCCCCGCAGCUUGUUCGAACGCAUCGACAGCCGUCGUAGUGCUAGUCCCAACUCGCGCAACGUCGAUCGCUAUGUUCCCCCUGGUGGUAGAGGUCCCCGCAGCUCGCGCAGUCCCCCUCGUCGUGGUGGUCGUGGGGCUCCUCGCGAAACUGGACGCCGUCCUGGUGCUCGUCGCGAAAACACCGAUCGCCGCGAAGGUGGCCGUGAACGUGGUGACAGACGUGGUCCUGGGCCCAAGAAAGAGAACGAUGGAAGAUCCAUGGUGCAAGGACGUCCGAGAAAGACUGCCGAGGAGCUUGAUGCUGAGAUGGAUGACUACUGGGGUGGUGGCUCGGCUGCCAACGAAGGUAGUGCUGUUGCAUCUGGUGAAAACGAGCCUGAUCGUGGGCCUCAAGUUUCCACCAUCGCCGGAGGAGAGAACAACAACAUGGGCACCACAUCUACAGCUCCGGACGACGACAUCGAUCUCAUGGUCGAGUAA